Messenger RNA from Linum trigynum, 2904 nucleotides. NCBI's taxonomy places the organism in Eukaryota, Viridiplantae, Streptophyta, Magnoliopsida, Malpighiales, Linaceae. The record is from the annotation of a GenBank genome assembly.
GUAACCAACAUAUGGCGCACGGACAUUGAACUUCUUCAACUUCAACCCACUCCACUCUACUCCAAUCCGUCAUUCAUUACAGUCGAGCCAUGGCGAUCGUUUCUAUCCCCUUCUCUCUGCCUCACCUCAAUCUCCGCCCAGUCAACCGAUUCUCUGCUAUGGCUUCCGCAAGCGCAAACGGAGUGGCGACGGCGGGAGUGAAGAUCUCAGAAGGUGAAGGUAGCUUGCCCAAAGUUGUUCUCACUUCUCCUCACGGCAGUGAGGCGGAGAUUUACCUAUAUGGAGGCUGCUUGACGUCUUGGAAAGUUCCUGGUGGGAAAGAUCUUCUUUUCGUACGCCCUGAUGCUGUGUUCAACAAGAAAAAGCCCAUCAGUGGAGGCCUUCCGCAUUGUUUCCCACAGUUUGGACCGGGUGCUAUUCAGCAGCAUGGAUUCGCUAGGAACAUGGAAUGGUCAGUUGUUGAUUCUGAGAAUGUAGAGGGUGACCCAGUUGUAACAUUUGAGCUGAAGGAUGAACCUUACAGUAGAGCUAUGUGGGACUUUGGUUUCCAAGCCCUAUACAAGGUCAUUCUUAAUGCAAAGAGCAUUUCCACAGAACUUAAGAUUACAAAUACAGACAGCAAGCCAUUCUCGUUUACCACUGCUUUGCAUACAUAUUUCAGCGCGUCUGUCACUGGAGCAUCAGUGAAAGGUUUGAAAGGUUGCAAAACAUUGAAUAAAGAACCUGAUCCUACAAAUCCUCUGGAAGGACAAGAGGAGAGGGAUGUGGUCACUUUCCCUGGGUUUGUAGAUUGCGUCUAUCUUGAUGCACCUGCUGAACUUUACCUUGAUAAUGGCUUGGGCGAUGUGAUUACUAUCAAGAAUUCAAAUUGGACAGAUGCUGUUCUAUGGAAUCCACAUCUUCAGAUGGAAGCAUGUUAUAAAGAUUUUGUUUGCGUUGAAAAUGCUAAGAUCGGGAAGGUAGACCUACAGCCCAGUGAAUCAUGGAUAGCUACGCAGCAGCUCAGUCUCAGUUAAAGUUUCCAUUCAAAUUGGUCGAUGAACAGUUUCACUGCAGGUUCCAGUUUUUUAUAAACGUUUUCAGCUGUGUAAACAAUAAGAGUAAUUAAUUUACUCCUUUGUAAAGUUCCAUGUAUUCAUUUUUCACUCGAAUGAAUUUCUUUCCUCUUUGCCUUGUCCUUACCAAUAGUCAGCACAAGAACAUCUUCCAUCUCUGGAACAGUGGAACCAAAUUCUGUCCCGCAUUACAAUCUCCCUAUUAUAAAUCCUGGAAAUGAGUUUCAUCACAUCAUGACAAUCUUCACAAACACUAAGAUUCUUGAAAAUCCGAAUUCCUGUCCCUGGUUUAGUAUGAGUCAACCCAAAUGCAACAGCCAGCUUCUCACUGUGCUGAUUGAUAGCAGUUUCUUUUGCAUUGUCUUCAAGAUCUAGCAAUAGCACUCUUGUCACAGGUUCAUAGCCUUCUUGCCACAGCCGAUUAGCUAUCUCGUGCCAUUUGCUGUAAAUUACAUCUGCCUCCGGAUGGUUUCUAUCACCUCCCACAAAUCAUGAACCAUCCUGUUCAUGCUGCUUGUUUUGCAUCCUGGUAAUUUCGACACUCCAUCUUCUUUCAUCUUUUUUCUUGUUUCAGCUGCCAGCUCCCAUUCCUUUGCAGCAGCAUGGAUGUUUGCCAAGUGAAUAUACCUUCCACUAUGAUCAGGGUUCAUUUCAGUUACGAGUUUCCCUAUUUAUUUACCUAUCUCUAGAUUCCUAUGUAUCUUGCAGGCUUUUAGCAGUGACCCCCAAAUGAUUGGAUGUGGUUCAACAUGCAUUCUCCUGAUCUUUAGCUUCCAUCAACAACCCGGCUCUACCCAGUAGGUCAACCAUGCAUCCAUAGUGCUCAAUUGUUGGACUCACGGUAUGACCUUAUGCUUUCGAACAUCGAUUAUCCCUCCUCCACUUUUCCUGUGCAAGCAGUCAGAAUAGCUGUAAAUGUGACUUGGUUUGGUUCGACUCCUGUUUUCAUUUUGUUAAACCAAGAAAGAGCUUCUCUUCCUUGGACGUGGAUAGCAAACCCAAAAAUCAUUGCAGUCCUUGUAUGAACACUUUUGUUCCGAAUCUUCUCAAAUGUCUUAAGAGCUUCUUCCAUAUUGCCAUACAUGUCUAUCAGAGCACACCCUAGAAUUUAAUCUAACUUCAUUCCAUUUCUGUUGAAAUGUACAUGAAUCCAUCUCACCUGGUCCAAGGCUUGAAGCUGAGAGCAAGCAAAUAGUGCACUGGUCAGCGCUACAAUAUCGAGUUUGACUCUGGCUUCAGCCUGCAUCUUAUGAAAUACUUUCAAAGCUUCCCUGUCAACCCUCCCUGAACAUACCCCGAAACCAUUAUCGUCCAUGAAAUUGCAUUCUUUGUCAGCCUCUCUUUGAAUAGCCCAGUUGUUUUCAUAAUCUCCCCACAUUUUAUGCACCCAUUAAUCAUCGUGUUCCAACUUCCAAGUAACGGUGUAGUGUUGGUUUGUUGUCAGGUUGAAGAGAUGACAUCCAUUGUUUACACUACCAGAGCUAGUGUAUGCGUGAAGAAGAGCAUUUAUGGCAUGAACUUGGGAGCCAAACCCUAAUUCUAUGACCUGACCAUGAAUUUGCAUCGUCUCUUCCAAAGCUGACAGAUUCUAAUGAGCUUUGAGCAAGAAAGGGAAGGUGCUGUGUGGAGCUGACUGAGCCUGCAUCUGGCGACUUGGCUGUAGAGAAUCAAGGGCACCUCCGGUUCGUUGCUGUUUGCAUACAGUUGUCUAAUCACUGUGGUUCCACUUGAAAGUGUUCAAGACUAGGCACGUAUUCGACACAUGAGAGUGAAAUUUCUCCAUAUGUACAUCUAUCUAGCAGAGCUUCUACUGCUAGUGGAACAUGGCAGGUUGCUAUUGUAAACUGUU